CACCAGCCCUAAUCCCAUUUCCGCCGCGACGAACACAGUCACACCACGAACACCGCCAGAAGCACCGAUUCUAUACCGUUCCGUCCGAUUAAUCGCCGCCGCGGUACGCUUCAGCCGCAUACAUUGCCGUUCCGGCUGUUAAAUCGUUUCUAUUAGGUUUCAGAACACGCCACAGCAGCCGCUAUAUGCCGGAACUUUGUCGCGGUGGCCUCCGUUCCGGUUCCGCUAAUCUCGCUCCGGCCGCUACAGCGGCGCUCCGGUGAACAAUGAGCAAUUCCGAGGAUACGAAAGUAAAUUACGCCGCGGAGGAUUACGAUUCCAUUUUAUCAGAGUUUGAUCGGUUUGCAGCUAAAGGAGUGGCUGAUGCAGUUGGGUAUGGGUACCAAAUUGGGGAUAUGGUUUGGGGUAAGGUGAAAUCGCACCCAUGGUGGCCUGGAAUCAUUUACAAUGAGGCGUUUGCAUCUCCCACUGUUCGGAGAAGCAAGCGCGAGGGUCAUGUCUUGGUGGCGUUCUUCGGGGACAGUAGCUACGGGUGGUUCGACCUGUCCGAGGUGGUUCCGUUUGAAGUGAAUUUUGCUGAGAAGUCCUCGCAGACUUCUUCGCGGGCUUUUACAAUUGCGGUGGAGGAAGCUGUGGAUGAGUUGUCAAGAAGACGGAGCUUGGGGCUUGCCUGCCGCUGUAGAAACGAGUUCAAUUUCUGGCCCUCGAAUGUCAAGGACUACUUUGUUGUGGAUGUAGGGGCCUACGAGCCCGGUGUUUACUCGUUGAAUCAGAUAAAUAAAGCGAGAGAGAGCUUUCGGGCUAGAGAGAUACUUUCUUUUGUCAAACGAUUGGGCUUGACAUCCAUGAACGACAAGGAACUUUUCGGAAAUGUGCUUGACAUGACCGAUCUUCCAUUUUGGGAUAUUCUCUAA
Messenger RNA from Erythranthe guttata (spotted monkey flower), 914 nucleotides. Lineage: Eukaryota; Viridiplantae; Streptophyta; Magnoliopsida; Lamiales; Phrymaceae. The record is from RefSeq and is a predicted model, not a curated record.